This is a messenger RNA of Paralichthys olivaceus (Japanese flounder), 630 nucleotides long. NCBI's taxonomy places the organism in Eukaryota, Metazoa, Chordata, Actinopteri, Pleuronectiformes, Paralichthyidae. The record is from RefSeq and is a predicted model, not a curated record.
GAUGUGGCUAUUCUUGAAUACCGUGCACCAACUCUCGCAGCAAACUGCAUCUCCAACCAUUUCAGCGGUGACCGGGAAAAAGCAGUCUUGUUGGAUGUGGCUUGUGGGACAGGACUACUGGCCAAACAGAUGAAGAGACAUGGAUUUGGACGAUUUGUGGGUCUUGAUGCAUGCGAGCCGAUGCUGGAGAUUGCCAGAGAGACUGGGUUGUACCAGGAGCUGAAGCAGUCGAUGCUGGGCGAGGAGCCCCUGCCUGACCAGUGGGCGGAUUCAUUUGAUGUGGUUCUGAUCUCUGGAGCGCUGUGUGGUGGUCACGCCCCAGUGGCUGUGGUCAGAGAUCUCUGCAGAGUCACUAAACCAGGUGGCUACGUUUGCAUGACGACCAGGACUAACAUUGGCAAUCUGGAAUACAAAGGCGCCCUGGACCAUGAGCUGAAGCAGAUGGAAGAAGAGGGACUGUGGAUUUGUGUGGAUGUGACUGAGGUGGAAGAAUGGGAGAGAGCCGUGUCAGAGAAGGAGGAGGGCUACAUAUCUGGUGUUGUUUACCUCUAUAAGAAAAUCUAAGACAGUGCCCAGGAAACAUGGCUUCUUAACAGCCAAGGACAAAAUAAAAUUACUAUUCAAAUAAAU